Solanum verrucosum is the source of this 509-nucleotide messenger RNA. RefSeq lists its product as uncharacterized. The transcript has a single exon. The coding region runs from base 1 to 495 and encodes 164 amino acids. NCBI's taxonomy places the organism in Eukaryota, Viridiplantae, Streptophyta, Magnoliopsida, Solanales, Solanaceae. The record is from RefSeq and is a predicted model, not a curated record.
AUGGUUUGCCCCUCUCAGCCAAAAACUUCCCUGAAAUCAUCAUCUACUAGCUUAAACUCGAUGAAGCUGAAGAGCCUAGUACAAUCCUUCAUAUUCUCCCAUGUAUACCGAGCUAUAGCGAAAGCGAAAUCAUUAUUAAUUCAAAUUAUGAAGAAUGUUCAGUUAGUUCAUCAGAACAAGAAGAAGAAUAAUGUGAAGUUGUUUCUUGGUUCAUUUAGAUUGCAUUAUAAUUGGUGUUCUUCUCAUGUGAUGCCAGUGCCUGUUCCAACUGCAUUUGAUGUUUAUUAUGAUUCUACAUGGAAUUCUAUUAUAUCUACUGCUUGUGAUGAGUCAGAACUCUCUGGCUAUCUUCAAUGGCUUGAAGACAAGGACAAUAGUAAUAAUGAUAUUGAUAAGCUUGCUGAUAUGUUCAUUGCAAAUUCUCAUGAAAGGUUUAGGUUGGAGAAAGUUGAAUCUUAUAGGAGAUUUCAAGAAAUGUUGGCUAGAAGUGUAUGAUCCAAUAUUAUUUU